Phytophthora infestans T30-4 is the source of this 1596-nucleotide messenger RNA. RefSeq lists its product as uncharacterized. The coding region runs from base 1 to 1596 and encodes 531 amino acids. Gene Ontology annotation, molecular function: alpha-1,3-mannosyltransferase activity. The transcript has 2 exons. Gene Ontology annotation, biological process: protein O-linked glycosylation. Gene Ontology annotation, cellular component: Golgi apparatus. NCBI's taxonomy places the organism in Eukaryota, Oomycota, Peronosporomycetes, Peronosporales, Peronosporaceae. The record is from RefSeq and is a predicted model, not a curated record.
AUGAGAGCGUCCAAGUUAAAGGACCUCGAAACAGGUCAUGGGUCUUUCAAACCAGAGACUUCGCUCUGGCGUCGCGCUGGGCUCUUCUUACUGUACUGCGGCGGGAUAGUAUACGUCUCGAGUCUUCUGUUGUCCAAAACGGUAAUCCAUCCGCCUCUCUUCCACGCUCGCGGUGCCAAGUUCGACCGCAGCGUUGCGCGUGACAAGGCCAUCGUGCUGUGUAUGCACGACAGUGUGGUUCCUAUGGGGCUGUCGCUGGUCCGAGAACUGCGCUGCCUCGGCAGUCAGGAGCUCAUCCAAGUGUACCACUGCUUCCCGGACGAACUAUCGGCCACGUCUCGAGACAAACGUUUUGCUGCAGACUCGCGACUGGAGAUCGUCGACGUGUGCUCGGACCUCGUCGAGAGUGGCAAGCUGGACGAGGAGACAGCCAGACACUUCCGCAGCUGGUGGAUCAAACCAUUGGCUCUGUACCACUCGAACGCCCCCGAGGUGAUGCUCCUAGAUGUGGACGACCUAUUCAUGCGCGAUCCGGCGGUACUACGGACCACGGAAGGCUACAAACGCACGGGUACCACCUUCUUCUACGACCGAGUGCUCCCGAGUGACCAUUUCUUCAACCAUAAAGACGAGAAGAACGUCUCGUACUUGGAGAACGUGCUGCAUACCUUCGACUAUGCGAGUAUUGGCGUAAAAGAAGGAUAUGAGCCGAGUGAGUAUUUGAAGCAGUCAUUUGCGUACAGAGGCGAAACGGCACAUGAACAGGACUCGUCGCUGGUUCUCGUGGAUAAAUCACGAGCCGGACAGGCGAUGGACGCGCUGUGGUGGCUCAUUACGAAGGAGCGCUUCAAGAACGACUUUUCCUACGGCGACAAGGAGGCGUUCUGGCUUUCAUUCGAACUUUCUAAGCAGGACUAUUUCUUCUCUCCCUGGGGAGUCAGCGUUGUGGACUCGUCGACCGAUAGGGACUUGGAGCGCCACAACGACUCGCUCUGCGGUAGUAUCGCGCACUAUAUGCCGAUCGAGGACCAAGAACCCGAGUUCCUAUACGUUAACGGUAAAGCUUUACUGGAUCCGUUUGCGGAGGGACUUACGAGUCACCACACUGCCACGACCAACGUGCUGUACAACACCAACCCAACUCACAUUUCUCCACGUCAAAGGCGAUCUCCGAACCGUGAGACCAAGUCUGGCUUCACAGGGGGAUGGCCCAACGAGUGUCUGCGUGGGUUCGGAGCCGUCCCACUCCCAGACAACUUUGCACCGCAACUUCUACGUCGACGAAUGUUUUACAUGGGCACCCGGAUGGACGUACCCGGCGCACUGCAAGCAUGUUUUCCUUUCAAUGGGUCGAACUCGAAGAGAGCGCGCAUGCGACACUGGACCGCUGUCGUGAAGCACGACCGGCCAACACGAUACGAGCGUAUGCACCGAAACAGCGAGAAUUUAAGGCAUGGUGUGAAAGAAAAGGUUUCCACGAGACUACUCGGUACCAGGUUACUGCAGCCAAAAUGCACUUGUUUCUUCAAGAAGAAGUGGUCGAUCGACAAGUCCGCACCAAAGGUUCAGCCCGCAAAGUUAGUGUUGCUACAGUAG